AUGGUACUGGUAGAGGACCCCGACAGCCCUGAUGAGAUCGGAAUCGAUGGUGCCAUGAAAUACCUUGGUGACAUUCAAGUUAGGCUAGAUGAGGUCGCGUGUUUAGCCAUUGCAGAAUUACUGCGUUCCCCAUCUAUGGGAGAAUUCACUCGAGAGCAGUUUAUAGAUGGAUGGAAAAGAACAGAUUGUGAUACCAUUAAGAAACAAGCUAUUUAUGCAGAUAGCUUGCGCAGACGGCUACCGAUUGACCCCGAAUACUUCCGUCGAGUUUACCGCUAUACUUUUCUAUUAUGUCGCAUGUCUGGACAGCGCAACGUCAACAUAGAAAUCGCCACAGAGCAAUGGCAACUAUUCUUUACGCCAGAAAAUGGAGGGAUCGCAUGGGAAACCGAAUGUGUGCCGUGGCUGAAAUGGUGGAUCGAAUUUAUCGAAACUAGGCACAAGCGUCCAAUCAACAAGGAUUUAUGGGAGCAGACAGAGGUUCUGAUGCGCAAAACUAUGGAAGACGAGACCAUGCAAUGGUGGAGCUCUGAUGCCGCCUGGCCAGGGGCUAUCGACGAUUUCAUUGCCUUUGUAAAGGAGAAGCAAGGAGGAACAGCAACGCAAUGA
This is a messenger RNA of Arthroderma uncinatum, 609 nucleotides long. RefSeq names its product defective in Cullin neddylation protein 1. The coding region runs from base 1 to 609 and encodes 202 amino acids. NCBI's taxonomy places the organism in Eukaryota, Fungi, Ascomycota, Eurotiomycetes, Onygenales, Arthrodermataceae. Gene Ontology annotation, cellular component: ubiquitin ligase complex. Gene Ontology annotation, biological process: protein neddylation; positive regulation of ubiquitin-protein transferase activity. The record is from RefSeq and is a predicted model, not a curated record. Gene Ontology annotation, molecular function: cullin family protein binding; ubiquitin-like protein binding; ubiquitin conjugating enzyme binding. The transcript has 2 exons.